This is a messenger RNA of Acaulospora colombiana, 610 nucleotides long. The record is from the annotation of a GenBank genome assembly. NCBI's taxonomy places the organism in Eukaryota, Fungi, Glomeromycota, Glomeromycetes, Diversisporales, Acaulosporaceae.
UGUCCUGGAGACGACCACCAACUCACCCAGCAGUCCAACUGGGAUUUCGUCCGAUUUCGAUUCGAGAAACAUUCAUUAUUGCCUCCUUCCACAUCUCGCGUUCACCCAAUGGCGCAUGAGCAGCAGCAUGCGCACUAUGCAACGCAGCCUGUCAAUUUCGGCGACUCGCAGGAUGACUUUUUCCAGAAAGGCAGCGCGAAUGUCAUGUCCAACGACGAUGGAAGGAAAACCUACAACGACAAGUCGAGCAUCAUGACUGGAUGGACGAGCGGGAUCACUGUGCCCUAUCAGGAGCCGCGAGACGAAAAUGGUCAGAGCUACGCUCAGGCCAUUGCGAGUGAAUACAGCGCACGAGGGUCUCAGAUAGAUCCCCCACCGAUGCCAGAACCUUAUGAUGCUCAGAGAAGACCGCCAUCAGACAAUAUGGGUACUAAAGCCGAGAAUAGAAAAAGUGCCGGAUGGGAGUCUACCGGGUUGUCCUACGUCGAUGAGAACUUUCGAUACUACUCUACCCGGGGUACUCCUACUCCCCACAGCCAGCAGCUUCGUGGAGACAGCCCGACUGACGCUCACGACGCCCCACUUGUGACCAACGCCGCCAGUAUGGACG